AAGUGAAUCAAAGAAGUUAAGACGACGCACUGACCAACUAAUUCACCAUCUCGACGGCGCUAAAUCGGUUACCUAGCCGCAAGAUCUUGUCUGCUGAGGUCCGAUUCUGCUUCACGUAACUUCCAUCACCUUCUUUGACGCUUCUUCCGCUCGCCAACAAAGCUGCAUCUCAGCGUACCCUCAAUAUCAACGACGCUUCACGAAACAGACGCGACGACCUACUCUCAACAAUGACUUCCCCCAAGUUGCCACACGAACGCGAGCCCGACUCUGACUGCGACGCACCUGAAGAUCCUCCAGCCACACCGCCCUCCCAGCUCUUCUCCGGCGGCUGGGGCAACUCCUACGCUGAUGUCCUUCGCAAGUCCAAUUCGUCGCCGUUGCAUGCGGGCACCGCGGGCAGUGAGCUCCACCACCACUCUAGCCCAGCGCCGUACGACAACGCGCAGGAAGAGAGCGCUUCGGAUCCUGGAGGCCCGAUGGACAUGACGGAUGACGAAGACUCAGGGUUUCUAGCUAGCGACGAGGACUCUUCCGAUUCUGAUGCAGAGACAACAUCUGCACCGCCAAUGCCGGUGGGUGGAGAGCACCUACGUGAGACGCAGGACAUGCCUAUAGACCUUGCUUCAGAGGUCAACGAGUCCGACGAGGAAGACGCAGGAAUGUCAGUGAGCGGAGAGGACUCGCCUGAUUCCGACGCGGAGACUACAUCACCAAAGCACGUACCCGGGACGCAGGACAUGCCUAUAGACCUUGCCUCAGACAGCAACGAGUCUGACGAGGAGACUAAAUCGUCCACGAUGCUCGCUGACGGCACAACCGCGGAUCUUAUGGAGGGAGUUGAGGCCCAAGAUGGCGGCAUGCUAGAGACAGACGCUCGCGAGGACUCUUUGUUUAGCGAAGAAGCUCCUAGCGAGCCAGAGUCUAUCACUAAGGUCUUCGCGCCAGCCACCGACGACAGUGAGCCUAAGGAGCUUCGACUCCGUUGCGAUGUUGAUCGGUGCGUUCAUAUACUGCGAUGCGGCCAUGCAGUACUCGCCAUCGACGCUGCCGACGGAAUGCUGUGUGCGAAGAAUUGCAUCAGACCCAAAGGCCGACAUGGCGUCGAAGGAGAGCUCGGCUGUCGUCUAUGCUAUCGACUGAACAAUGGUCCUGCGGUGUCCUGGUAUCUCCAACGACUCGACGACCUGCUACUGCGCCGCCAUGUCGCGGAGGAUGAGUCCGAAAAGAUGCAGAAGUACCGGCCGAGCGAGAUCGUCUUUCUGGUGAACGACGGCGUGGUCUUCCCACGAGCCAUUCGAGCAGCGCCGCACCAAGGGGUGCUUCGAAACGCGCUGGAUGAGGGGGAGCUUGACUUUGACGUCGUUGGUGCUAAAGCUAUACCGGCGGAUACGCUCAAGAACAUCGGCGAUAUACGCGAAGCCGUAUCCGUAGCCGCCGAGAAGGAGCGCGCGCGAUACGAUAUAGCCAAGCGGCAGUCCCGCGUACGACGACCUACUGUCGAUGUCAAGGCUAGGGAAGCACUGAUAUCUCAGAUCGAGCACUUUAGCGAACAGUUGGAGCACGAAGUUGCCCCUAAGAAGCCUGCCGGCUGGGGUGCGAAGAUGACGGCGUGCUAUAUCUUCGAGCUCGUGGAUUAUGGAACGAUGUUGCCGCUAUCGAAGGUGGAUGUUGUCAUGGCUGCUUGCAUAGCGACGGGGUUCGAGAGGCUACAGUACGAGGUCGCAGGCGUGUCGGUCGCCAGAGUCUGCGAGUUGACGCAUUGCAAAAUGGGUGAUGUCGAGGCUGCAAUGGAGACUCUUAGGGGAGCUUUGUAUCGCAGAGCGGUCAACCCAGCUGGACAUAAUUAUCGGUCACUCAAGCGGACCUUGCCGCAGCUAGAGGUUCUUGUAUGGAUUGCUAAGGAGAUGGAACCGAAGGCGUAAGGCAGUGAUGUGGGAAUCCGCGCCUGAGAAGAAG
Messenger RNA from Mytilinidion resinicola, 1959 nucleotides. RefSeq lists its product as uncharacterized. The transcript has a single exon. NCBI's taxonomy places the organism in Eukaryota, Fungi, Ascomycota, Dothideomycetes, Mytilinidiales, Mytilinidiaceae. The coding region runs from base 231 to 1925 and encodes 564 amino acids. The record is from RefSeq and is a predicted model, not a curated record.